Messenger RNA from Acyrthosiphon pisum (pea aphid), 522 nucleotides. RefSeq lists its product as uncharacterized. The record is from RefSeq and is a predicted model, not a curated record. Lineage: Eukaryota; Metazoa; Arthropoda; Insecta; Hemiptera; Aphididae. The transcript has a single exon. Gene Ontology annotation, molecular function: nucleic acid binding; zinc ion binding. The coding region runs from base 1 to 522 and encodes 173 amino acids.
AUGGAGGUCAUUGACCUAGAACCCACCUCAACUGUCGAUGCAGUUCUGGCCGCGGUCAAAAAGGCUAUCCUUGAAGCGAGCAAAGGUGACGCUAAAGUAGCUGCCGCUUGCGGUGAUAUCUCUGUUACCUCCAUGUGGAAGCUCACCAAUGGUCAACAAGUUGCCAAGGUCAGAGUACCUAGAUCGGCGAAACCCACAGAGGUCAGUCGCGUCAGGGUUGGCUGGACUAACUGCCGCUUUAGGAUCCGUCACCCAGAAGCCACCAGGUGCUUCAAGUGCCAUGGCUUCGGGCACUCUCAGGGCAGAUGCUCCGGCCCUGAUAUGAGCGACUCCUGCCGCAAAUGUGGGGACAAGUCCCACAAGGAGAAGGAGUGUCCCUCUGACAAAUGCGUUGCAUGCGACCGCGCUGGACUGAAGCAGGGUCCUCACAGACCUGGUUCCGCUGCCUGUGGCGCUAAGCGUGCAGCUGAGUCCUGCGCUCAAACAACCGCCGCAAUGAUUAACCUCCUGCAAGUUACCUGA